AUGCUCUCCUCCUCAGCUCCUCUCUACCUGAGCCUCCUUCUCUUCCUCUCCCAACACUCUCCUGUUCUGUCGUGUCGGACCGAGACCUCGAGGCAGUGUGGCUGGGCUCCCUUUGUACCAGGUCACAACCUGGUGGGGGUGGGCUUUGAUGUGGCCACCCUGCAGAGAAAAGGAGCCUACGUGGUUGAUGUGAACACCGACAGGACCCCAGCUGGCACCUGCAGACUGUGCUCCAACCCUCUACAAGUUCACUGGUCAAAAGCCUCACCUACCAGGACAGCUACACCUGGAAGAAAUGUCAUCGCUGUUAGUAUGGUGGAGCAUCAAUCAUCAUGCCCUCCUUUUCUUCAGUACGGACUAGACCUUACGAAGUUCAUCGGCAUGGAGGUGGGAGGAACACGAUCCUCUCCGUAUCGGUUUGCUUACUCCACCAGCAGAGACGACCACUACACCUUCAGCACCCACAGGAUCAACUGCAUCCAUUACAGUUACCGUCUGUCACACAGACCGAUCCUCAGCGCUGAUUUCAAGAGGGAUUUGGCACGUCUGCCUUCCUACAGUUCCUACCGGUACAGACGCUUCAUAGACACCUACGGCACACAUUAUAUUCGCCAGGUUUAUCUUGGUGGGCGAUUCAGGCGAGUUACAGCUACGCGGACCUGCUUGUCCAGACUGAAUGGUCUCUCUUCGUACCUGGCACACUACUGCUUAUCACUGGGUCUCAGAGUAGGCCUUGGGAAGCUCAGACCCUCCACCAGUCCCAGAUUCUGCCACAGUGUGCUACAGAACCAGGACUACUCCACCAGGUUCAGCUCUGGACUUCACAAACAUUAUACAGAGAUGGUGGGAGGCAGAGGCUGGGAUGGGGAGCUUUCACUUAACCAUACCAACUCCCUGGGCUACCAGAAGUGGCUGAAAACCUUGAAGGAUGUACCCAGUGUUGUUCGCUAUGACCUGAGACCGCUGUAUGAGCUGGUGCCCUUCCAGUCUCAAAAGACGAGGCUGAAGGCUGCCAUAGAGCAGUAUUUACGAGCCAGUGGCAUCAGGUCUCCCAAACCACGGUACUGUGGCCAAGUCAACUUGGAUUCCAACUGUUGUCCUAGACAGGCCAGGAGGGGAAGACUGGUGGUGACCAUCGUCUCAGCCUGGAACACGAAUGGAGACCCAAGGAGCAGGAUGUAUGCUAAGUUACAGUAUGAUUUCCAUCGCCGCCAGACCCUUAUGAUCAAAUCCAACUACCCUCGCUGGAACACACGUUAUGAUCUGGGCAAUGUCAGUACAAAUCACUUUAGGUCCAAGUUUAACCUCAGAAACAGAUGA
Molecule: messenger RNA, 1320 nt
Organism: Acanthochromis polyacanthus (spiny chromis)
Lineage: Eukaryota; Metazoa; Chordata; Actinopteri; Pomacentridae
Product: perforin-1-like
Exons: 7
Coding region: 1-1320 (439 amino acids)
Biological process (GO): immune response
Cellular component (GO): membrane attack complex
Source: RefSeq, a predicted model, not a curated record